This is a messenger RNA of Neomonachus schauinslandi (Hawaiian monk seal), 862 nucleotides long. RefSeq names its product T cell-interacting, activating receptor on myeloid cells 1 (gene TARM1). NCBI's taxonomy places the organism in Eukaryota, Metazoa, Chordata, Mammalia, Carnivora, Phocidae. The coding region runs from base 1 to 801 and encodes 266 amino acids. Gene Ontology annotation, cellular component: plasma membrane. The record is from RefSeq and is a predicted model, not a curated record. The transcript has 5 exons.
AUGAUCCCUAAGCUACUGUCACUCCUCUGUCUCAGGCUGUGUGCUGGCCAAGGAAGCAGGACAACUGAUGAGUCCCUUCCCAAGCCCUCCCUCAGGGCCUGGCCCAGCUCGGUGGUGUCUCGCAAGAGUAAUGUGACGCUGCAAUGCUGGACUUCUACCAAGAAUGUCAACUUUGUUCUCAGAAAGGGAAAAAAUAUCUUGCAGUCUGUGCAAUCAUGGGCUUCCACAGAGGGCCUGGCUGAAUUUCACUUCACUGACCUAAACACCAACAAUGCUGGAGAGUACACCUGUGAGUACUACAGACUAGGGAGCCCGUACAUAAGUUCACAGCCCAGUGACAUCCUCCUACUGCUGGUGACAGGAGAUUUACCAAAACCUUCCCUCCAAGCCCACCAAAGGGGUGAGGUGACCGCAGGAGACACUGUGACCCUGCAGUGCCAGAGGCCAGACAAUAUUUUCGUGCCUGUAAUGUUCGCUCUACUGAAGGCGGGAGCAGCAGGGCCCAUACAGGUCCAGAGUCCUGCAGGGAAGGAGGCGGAUUUCUCCCUCCGGACUGUGACAAUCAGUGAUGCGGGGAACUACAGCUGUGUGUACUUUCUGGUGAAGGCUCCUUUCCUGACCUCACAGCCUAGUGAUCAUCUUGAGAUCCGGGUGACAGCUCCCCCAGAUGCCACGUCGGGGGAUUACACCAUGGGCAACUUCAUCCGACUGGGUCUGGCUGCCAUAAUGGUGGUGAUUAUGGGGGCUCUCGUGGUGGAAGCCUGGUGCAGCCAGAAGGAGUCUCCACGUGGAUCCGUAUGAAACACCUGAGCGCCUCUCUUGUUCAUGGGCUGCUGUAGUGACAUGGGGUUCUCUAAACACC